Emericellopsis cladophorae is the source of this 1401-nucleotide messenger RNA. RefSeq names its product Palmitoyltransferase-like protein. The transcript is spliced from 3 exons. Gene Ontology annotation, biological process: peptidyl-L-cysteine S-palmitoylation; protein targeting to membrane. Gene Ontology annotation, cellular component: Golgi apparatus; endoplasmic reticulum. Bases 1 to 1401 code for a protein of 466 amino acids. Gene Ontology annotation, molecular function: protein-cysteine S-palmitoyltransferase activity. The record is from RefSeq and is a predicted model, not a curated record. Lineage: Eukaryota; Fungi; Ascomycota; Sordariomycetes; Hypocreales; Bionectriaceae.
AUGCCAACGGACCAGCAAUUUGCGCAAGCGCAGAAUCUCCAACCGCAGAAUUUGGAUUUGGAUGAUGGGGCAACAGACAUUGGGGGCAGUGUUGCUCACCGUGCAUCGGGACUCGAAGAUCUGCGGCCUCCGCCUUCCAGGGGAACGGAAUUUACCGACCAGGAUCGUGUAACAGCAAACACCAGCCCUACUACCAACGGGCAUUACCCCACGGGUAGCUUGACUGACAGCGUCAGACCGCUGCACAAGAGCAACGAGCCCGCGGCUAAUCCACGUGGCUUGACAGUGAACGUGGAAAAGAGCUACCAGGGUGCUGGCAAGCCAGGGCCCAGCCCCCUCGCAUCUCCACGAUCGUUUCGCUCCAACUUUAUGCGUGCGGGAAGGGACUCGAACCGAAACAGGAGCACUGAGGGGGCCGAGAAGCUGUCUAGUGGCGCGUCUUCUCCCAAGAUGGCGCCGAUUGAUUCGAGAGGGCAGGCGAGACAGGCGCCAGCACAGCAAGCGCAGCCUGAGGUCCCUACAGCCGGACGAGUCUUUGAUUACUUUGAAGCGAUACCCAUCAUCUUUGCCUACGUGGCAUUCAUCUGUAUGUCGUCGUUCGUGCACGCUUCAGUGUCAGACCCUGGCAUUUUGCCGCGAAAUCUACACCACUUUCCUCCGCUAGGCGAGAACGAUGAUCCCUUGCGAUUGGGCCCACCAACGAAUGACUGGACGCUCAUAAAGUCAGCCGAAUCUGCUACCGCUGCCAUGGAGGUUCCUGUUAAGCACUGUCGGACAUGCAAUAUUUGGCGCCCCCCGCGCGCUCACCAUUGCCGCCUCUGCGACAACUGCAUCGAGACGCACGACCAUCACUGCGUCUGGCUCAACAACUGUGUCGGCAAGCGCAACUACCGCUACUUUUUUGUCUUUGUCACGUCCGGCACUAUCCUUGCCCUCUACGUCAUCGUGACCUCGUUGGUCCAAUUACUGGUGUACCGCAGUCGUGAGAAUGUGAGCUUCGGCAAAGCCAUCAACCAUUUUCCGGUUCCUUUUGCUCUCCUCAUUCUUGGCGUUCUUCUCUUCUGCUAUCCUGCCGCCUUGAUGGGCUACCACGUGUUUCUCAUGGCUCGCGGCGAGACGACGCGCGAGUAUAUGAACUCUCACAAGUUCGCUAAGAACGAGCGGUUUAGAGCAUACUCGCAAGGGAGCGCCCUGAAGAACAUAAUCGCCGUGCUCUGUCGGCCUCGGACCCCAACAUAUUACCGCUUCAAAUCCAAGUACCAAGCCGGGGACCAACGGCUAGGCGUGCACAAGAGCCUUAGACCAAAGGUGGAUGCACAGGGCAUGGAGAUGCAGAACGUUUCGCUGGCGCCACCGCAAUUCCAGAGCGAACAGGCUUUCCACGAAGCCAAUCGGCGUUGA